AUGUCAAUGAUCAGUUUUAUGUUUUGUGCUUUCUUUAUUAUAUCAACAAUAUCAGCAAUACCUGCACCAGGUAUUGUUUUGUCAGCUGUUAUUCGGAACACACAGAAUACACCUGUUCAAUGCACUAUUCGUUGGGCGAUAGACAAUGAUCAAACAUCGAAUCACCAUAUUAUUACAGUUGAAAGCAAUAAAUAUAAAGUUGUCUUUGAAAAAAACAUUAAUAGUAGUGAAUUCAUAGCAGGUGCAUUUAUCCAAGAAAUUCAUUGUGGUGACUUAGUGCUUAAUGCUCCAUUUACAAGAGUCCUUGCAGUAGAAAGACUUUGGGAAUUUCGUAUUGAAUCAGAUCGAAUAGUUUCGGUUGGACGGAGUUCAUAUUUAUCUUAA
Rotaria sp. Silwood1 is the source of this 384-nucleotide messenger RNA. NCBI's taxonomy places the organism in Eukaryota, Metazoa, Rotifera, Eurotatoria, Philodinida, Philodinidae. The record is from the annotation of a GenBank genome assembly.